Messenger RNA from Caenorhabditis elegans, 1590 nucleotides. RefSeq names its product Fungal lipase-type domain-containing protein (gene ZK262.2). The transcript has 7 exons. The record is from RefSeq and is marked reviewed. Gene Ontology annotation, biological process: lipid metabolic process. NCBI's taxonomy places the organism in Eukaryota, Metazoa, Nematoda, Chromadorea, Rhabditida, Rhabditidae. The coding region runs from base 59 to 1120 and encodes 353 amino acids.
GCUCAUUUUCGGGUAAUCUGCCCGAUUUCACCAGAGUUUUGGCAUUUUGGGUGGUAAAAUGCAAAAAAACAUUCAAUUUUUUGGAUUUUUAAUAAUUUUAUUGUGUGAAAAUCCAGUUUUUGCAAUAUUCGGGCCGCAAGAUGCUCAAUAUAAUGAGACUGAAGCCAGAAUGCUAUUGAAUCUGUGCGCAGCUGCGUAUUCGGACGAUGCUACGCCGUGUAUAGGAAGAACCUUCUCCGCGGCGGAAAACCAAAUGGUUAUCAGUCAAUUCUCGGUGAAAUGUGAUUUUAUUGGAAACCCCUGUGCUGGGUACAUUGUAGUCUCGGAGGCUCUACAGCAGAUUACUGUAGUUUUCCGGGGUACCAAAACAAAUAGCCAACUCCUCCUGGAAGGCUGGACCACCUUACACCCCAGCGCCGACUUCUACGGUAUGGGCCUAGUGAACACAUAUUUCCGUUCAGGACACGAGAAAACGUGGCAAUAUGUGCAAGAUGCGUUGAGCAUCCCACAAUACCGGAACUAUGAUGUUUAUGUCACCGGGCACUCACUCGGCGGAGCUCUAGCCGGGCUUUGUGCUCCGAGGAUUGUUCAUGAUGGCCUUCGCCAGAGCCAUCAAGUCAAGGUCUUGACGUUCGGAGAACCUAGAGUCGGAAAUUUAGAUUUUGCGAAUUCCUACGACCAGCUGGUGCCGUACAGUUUCCGAGUAGUCCAUGCUAUCGAUGUGGUGCCCCACCUACCCGGAUGCGUGAAGGAUUUGUCCUACACCCCGCCGGCGGGAAGUGAUGGCUCAAUGCCGUGUGAUCCGGGGAGUAGGAAUGGAGGCUAUCACCACGCCAUCGAAGUUUUCUACCCGGGAAACAUGGCACCAGGAGACCCCUACAUGAUUUGCACCGGUCUCCCCCGCAACGAAGAUUUCGGAUGCUCCAACGCUCCGAAAGUCGACCUAGACGACACUAACCAAGGCGUCUGGGAUCACCGAAAUUAUUUUGGAGUCGAGGUGCCAGCAUAUGGAAAAGGAGGAUGCGACCCGACAAUGACCUUCAAGGGCCCGCCAACAGAAACAGGGAUCCUGUCGCUGAUUAGUAGUGUGUUUGGGCGGAAAAGAAGAUCGAUUCGUUAAAAUUGUUAUGUACAUAGAUAAUAAAGAAUGUCAAUCAUGAGUAUUUUAGGUACAGUAUGAUUCCAGACCCCAGACCCCAGACCCCAGACCCCAGACCCCAGACCCCAGACCCCAGACCCCAGACCCCAGACCCCAGACCCCAGACCCCAGACCCCAGACCCCAGACACCAGACCCCAGACCCCAGACCCCAGACCCCAGACAAUUUUUAAUGGGGUUAUUCAAGCAAUGUUGCAAAAUUUAUUAAAAUACAUUUAUGACGUCACAACUGUGUUAGAAUACAUUUUUUUUUUAAUGUAUUUUAAUACAGAAUAGUCUCGAGCCGAGACUUGUCACGGUAAACAUUUUUUUUUGGAUUUUUUGGUUUUUUUGGUUCCAAAAAACAAAAAUAACCAAAAAAUUCCCAGCCCACCUCGCACCCCGCACCCCGCACCCCGCAUGUCAAAAGUUUUGCAUAUAAAUGUAUUCACAA